Drosophila suzukii is the source of this 3416-nucleotide messenger RNA. It is a transcript of the gene Ptp61F, whose product is annotated as Protein tyrosine phosphatase 61F. NCBI's taxonomy places the organism in Eukaryota, Metazoa, Arthropoda, Insecta, Diptera, Drosophilidae. Gene Ontology annotation, molecular function: protein kinase binding; non-membrane spanning protein tyrosine phosphatase activity. Gene Ontology annotation, biological process: negative regulation of ERK1 and ERK2 cascade; negative regulation of receptor signaling pathway via JAK-STAT; peptidyl-tyrosine dephosphorylation. The record is from RefSeq and is a predicted model, not a curated record. Gene Ontology annotation, cellular component: nucleus; cytoplasm.
GGGCCAGUGCUCUCCCGCCACCUGGUCACUCUAGAUAGUCUCCAGAAAAUUAACCAGCCGCCUGAUAAAAAUUAAAAGUUAUUAAAUCGCAACAAAACCGCAGCAAAGUGUGCACAAUGAGCGAGCAGAAAACGAGUAGGAGUGGGCCAGCGUCCGCGGCGCGACAGCAAAUCGAGGCGGAGUACAAGGAAAAACGGGCGGGAUGGCAUCGCUUCUACAAGGAAAUUUGCGAGUGCUGCGACAGGGAGGCGAAGGAGAAGCUAUUCACCACAUUGGAAUCGGAGCGUCACGCGAACCGCGGCCUGAAUCGCUAUCGGGAUGUGAACCCGUACGACCAUUCCCGCAUUGUUCUGAAGCGCGGCAGCGUGGACUACAUCAAUGCCAACCUGGUUCAGCUGGAGCGCGCCGAGCGUCAGUACAUCCUGACCCAGGGACCGCUGGUGGACACAGUGGGCCACUUCUGGCUGAUGGUCUGGGAGCAGAAGUCCCGGGGGAUCCUCAUGCUCAACAAGCUGAUGGAGAAGAAGCAGAUCAAAUGCCACCUCUACUGGCCCAACGAGAUGGGAGCCGACAAGGCCCUUAAGCUUCCAAAUGUCAAGCUCACCGUGGAGCUCAUCCGCUGCGAGACCUACCAGAACUUUGUGCGGCGGUGGUUCAAACUAACCGAUCUCGAAACACAGCAGAGUCGCGAGGUGAUGCAGUUCCACUACACGACAUGGCCGGACUUCGGCAUUCCCAGCUCGCCGAACGCAUUCCUCAAGUUCUUGCAGCAGGUGCGCGACUCCGACUGCCUCAGCCGCGACGUGGGUCCCGCCGUGGUGCACUGCAGCGCCGGCAUCGGGCGCUCGGGCACCUUCUGCCUGGUGGACUGCUGCCUGGUCCUGAUCGACAAGUACGGCGAGUGCAAUGUGUCCAAGGUGCUCUGCGAGCUGCGCAGCUACCGCAUGGGCCUGAUCCAAACGGCCGACCAGCUGGACUUCUCCUACCAGGCGAUCAUCGAGGGCAUCACGAAGCUGCACGAUCCCACCUUUCUCGACGCUGAGGAACCCAUCAUCGCAAACGACACAGACACCCACACACUGGAUGAACAGCCGCCGCCGCUGCCGCCUCGCGUUCAAUCGCUUAACCUGCCGCUGGCCCCCAACUCCGGUGGCAUACUAUCGCUCAAUAUGCGCGCCGCCCAGGCCAAUGGAGCUGCAGACAAUGCUGGCGACAAGCUGAGCAAGGAUGCCCUCAACAACUUCAUCAAUCAGCACGACAUGCUGCCCUACUCCGAGGUGGCCGACAGACGUCCCUUGCCGCCGAUUCCCACGAGAGCUUUGAACGAAUCGGACAGCGAUGAGGAUUACUUGCUAGACGACGACGAGGAGGACGAUACAGACGAGGACGAGGAGUACGAGACCAUUAACGAGCACGACGCCGAACCAGUUAAUGGCCAUGUACCUCUGACGACGACACAGCCGCAUGACGACGAUGUGAAUGCCAACAGUGAGAAGCCAUCGGCGCCAGCCGAUGAGCAGCACAAGGCCAACGGCAUCGAUCCAAUUCCUGGCCAGCUCCCAGCCAGUCCCGAGAACGAGCUGAAGCGGCGGAAACGCAACGAGUACCAGGCCAGUCUGGAGCAGAAGGUCAACGACAUCAAGCGGAAGCAGCGGGAGAACGAGGACAGCCAGCUGGCGGCAAAGAAACGAAGGUCAUUACUCACAUAUAUUGCCGCUGGUGUUGUGGUGGGCGUGAUCUGCGCCUACGCAUACACGAAGCUAGGAUAAGUGCCCCCAUUAGCCACUAAGUAGUCGUAGACCAGUAGCGAUAGCUGUAUGACGUAUUUAGUUGCCGUAGGACACUGAUCACCGAUUCCUCCCCCUGAUGACCGAUUUCCGCCGAUCCCUACCACCGAUCCCCACCAGCGCUCGUCCGCCUGGCCUGACCUGGCAUGAUUUGUGGCCACAAAUCGAGGACGACAAGGGACGGAUCGGCAGCGGAUCGGAUCGGAUAGGAUCAGAGAUCGGAUGGAGUCGCAUCGCAAUCGCAACCCACGGAUUGCGGAUGCCGGAUUGAGCUGAACGAACGAUACACGAUGCAUAAAUAUUAGGGAAUUUUUUAUAUAUAUACGAAAAAGAGGAAAACAAAACAAAACACGCAACUAAACUAAACGAGAAUCGGGUAGAAAUCACGUCAAAUGUAGAUUUUGCGCAAUAGACUGACAUUUUAGAACAAAUUUAUUUUCUACACUCUAAAAAUGGAUUCAUAACAGACCAGAAUCCCCCGAAACGAACCACACCAAAUCGCUAAGCUCCCCCUUCUAAUCGCUCGCUAUGCAAUAAAAUUGAUUAUUAUACCUUUUAUAACUACGAUCAACGAUUCAAGCACCCCGACAUCCACCCACACGCUUCACUUGUUGUUGUACAGCAAUUUCUUAUAGCAUACGACCUAUGUAUAUUUAUUUAUGAAGAUUUAUGAGAAACAAACACUUGUUGUAGUACAUGGCAAAAUAUAAAGUGCAGCAAUGUGCCAAAAAGAAACGAAUCGAAACGGAGAAUUGUAUAAAAGCAAAGCCCUUCAUGACUUUUAAUUUUACUUUGCCAACCCGCCCCGUACUAACUUUGAAUUGUUGUGUUUAGAAAUAUUCGUCUUUAAAGAGCACUAUAUUGAAAAAAUCUUAAAAUGCGACGCCAUUAAAGCAAUAAUAUUAAAAAGCAAAAAUAGCACAAAGUACACCUAUAUCUCGUUUACCGCUUGCUCUUUAGAGUUUUAUAAUCAAAAUUAGUUUCAUUUCGUACAUGAAUCGAACCAUCUGAAAUCAAAAAAGUGAUUUUAUUCCAAAUUGUAACCUUGGACUCGGCUAGUUGCAUACUAAAUUAAAUUAACGAAUAUUUUACUGCGUCGCUAAGCGAAGUAUAGGUGUAUGAUUUAAUUGUAAUGCUGGUUUUGCCAGGGCAAAAUCACUUGUAUUCAACAAACGAAGGGAGAAAAGGCGGAAAACUAUUCAAUGGUUUUUCCAGUAGAGUAAGUGUGUAACCCCGAUCCCAAGAAACAUAUUUAUAUAAACGUGUAGCGUGAGAGGACGCAAAAAGUACGACAAGAAUUAUUUUUUAUAUGUGUAACCCACAAUUUAACGAAAAUUCAAGUAACCACCCACGAAGAGAUACGAAAUCGGAUGAGCCAAGGAGGAUAACUAAUAAACGAAAAUACAUAUUUAUAUUAAUUAUAUUUAACAGUAACAAGUAACAACAUGAACAAUACCUAUAGUAAUGCCUAGUUAACUGAACGUCGGCUAAGUACACCAUCCACACACGGAAACGAAUCGAACACCACACAACACAAACCAACACAAGUACUAUAUAUAAUGCCUAUGAGAAAGAAAAGAGAAGUGAGAGAAAGUAUUCAAAUAAAGCUAAUCAUUUAAGACACGAAAA